AUGAAUCGAUCAUUGAUCAUCUCUGAUGAGAUCCUGGGAUAUGGCUCCUCCGGCACGAUCGUUUUCAAGGGGAAUUUCCAAGGUCGUGCAGUAGCUGUAAAGAGGCUAUUGAGAGAUUUCGUUGAUGUUGCGUCCAAGGAGGUCUCGUUGUUGGAGUCUGCUGACAAUCAUGCAAACGUAAUCCGAUACUUUUACAAAGAGGUGACCGAUUCAUUCUUGUAUAUCGCCUUGGAAUUGUGCCCUGCAAAUCUUGCCGAAGUUAUUGAAAAGCCAAACGAGCAUCAAUCUUUGAGCGCCAUUCUAAAACCGAAAAAGCACUCUCGCAAAUUGCUUCAGAUGCUCUUGUCAGAUUUUGGGCUUUCGAAAAGGCUCGACGGAGUUGCACAAAUGAGCUUCAGUCAAACAGUAAACAAUCCCGAAGGAACUUUUGGCUGGCGUGCUCCAGAGAUCUUGCGUGGUGAUGUCAACCUAGAUGCAGGUGCUGAUACGUGCGAUAGUACUUCGUCCUUCACUUCCGUAAGCGAUCAAGAAAACGGUGGCGAGUCAAAGCGUUCAGAAGAUCGGAAACGAUUGACAAGAGCAAUCGACAUCUUUGCAUUAGGGUGCUUGAUGGAGAUUGACCUUCAACGUUUGGAUGGAUUGGGAGAAGAGGGACAUGAAGCUCAACGUUUGAUCUGUGCAAUGACCAAAUAUGAGCCUGAGCAAAUGCCAGAUGCCUUAAAGAUUUUGUCGCAUCCAUACUUUUGUGACUCUUAUCGUAGGUUAUCCUUCUUGCAGGACGCAAGUGAUCGAUCUGAUAUUAUGGAGCGUGAUCCUCCAGUCGCUCCCCUCGUCCUCGUGACACUGGAGGCGAACGCAGUGGACAUUGUUGGAAAUGAUUGGCAUCGUCGAUUGGAUCGACAAGUGAUGGAAGACUUGAACAAGAGAAGGAAGUAUGACCCAAAAAGUAUUGCCGCUCUCUUACGUGCAAUUCGAAACAAGAAACAUCACAUACAGGACUUGCCCCAUAACGUGAAGAAACUCUUCAAAAUCGCAGGCAGUGGGACACUGGUCGGAAGUAUCAAGGAGACGAGCACUUUCAUCAUCGGUGCUAGAAACGUUGCCGCCAUAGGCAGCGAAAACCAAUCGUUCACCAGACUUAGCAAGAGCAUGAGCUAUACCUAA
Molecule: messenger RNA, 1164 nt
Organism: Meira miltonrushii
Lineage: Eukaryota; Fungi; Basidiomycota; Exobasidiomycetes; Exobasidiales; Brachybasidiaceae
Product: kinase-like protein
Exons: 5
Coding region: 1-1164 (387 amino acids)
Biological process (GO): intrinsic apoptotic signaling pathway in response to endoplasmic reticulum stress; mRNA processing; protein phosphorylation
Cellular component (GO): IRE1-TRAF2-ASK1 complex
Molecular function (GO): protein serine/threonine kinase activity; RNA endonuclease activity; ATP binding
Source: RefSeq, a predicted model, not a curated record